UCUCUCUCCCCGAAAAAAUGGUGAAGCGUCCCGUGAAGUACUUUGUGGUGGAUGCAUUCACUGACACGGCGUUUAAGGGAAACCCAGCGGCAGUGUGUUUGUUGGAAAAAGAAGAAGAGCAAGAUGAGAAAUGGAUGCAAGCUGUGGCCAGGGAAUUCAACAUUUCGCAAACUUGUUUCUUGACUCCGAUUUCCUCUACCCAAUCGGAUGCUAAUGACCAUUCUGUCACGCGAUUCCACCUCCGCUGGUUUACUCCUUUAAUUGAGGUCAAGCUUUGCGGUCAUGGAACCUUGGCAUCUGCACAUUUUCUCUUUGCAUACAGGAUAGCAAGAACAGAUGUUAUCGAGUUCGUCACACUAUCUGGAGUUCUAAUUGCUAAACGGGUUCCUACAGGAAGCAAUGUGGACGUGUCAAAGUUCUCAGAUGGCGACCCAGAGGAGCACUUCUCUAUAGAAUUAGACUUCCCUGCGUUUCCUGUGCUCGAGUGUGAAUCUGUAGAUAUUCCAUCACUUCCUGAAACCCUGAAUGGCGCUCCUGUGGUCAAUAUAAGUAAAACAAUUGAGCUGGUGGUGACAUCUAUGUCGAGCUCUCAUCUGGAAAGGCUGUUGCAGAUUUAAAACCACAAUUGGAUGAGAUACGGAAAUGUCCUGCUAGAGGG
This is a messenger RNA of Telopea speciosissima, 658 nucleotides long. Its product is annotated as phenazine biosynthesis-like domain-containing protein 1. NCBI's taxonomy places the organism in Eukaryota, Viridiplantae, Streptophyta, Magnoliopsida, Proteales, Proteaceae. Gene Ontology annotation, biological process: biosynthetic process. Gene Ontology annotation, molecular function: isomerase activity. The record is from RefSeq and is a predicted model, not a curated record. Bases 18 to 617 code for a protein of 199 amino acids. The transcript has 4 exons. Gene Ontology annotation, cellular component: cytoplasm.